GGACGUCAUCCUCAUGGUUUCGACUAUAAAUCGAGCAUGGUGGAGUCCCUUGCUUGCUACACGAACAGUCAGAUGCCUCUCUUCAAAUCACAGCCUGCCCAACCAGAGCCUGCCCCGGCCCCUCAAAAAGGCGGUCUAUUCUCUCGCAACCGCUCACCGACUCCUCCCCCACCCGCAACCACCAAUACUCACCGUGGCUUCUUCAGCCGUCGCCGAUCUUCCGAAGACUCCAGUCUGGAUGGCCGCAGUUCAGGGAGCGACCGUUUCUUAGCUCGUGGCGGCAGCGUUCGGAGUGGUGGGAGUGGCAGUUUCUUCAAUCGAAACAACAACCACCUCGAUGCAGUCCAUAGAGACCCCAAAAUUAUGGCCGCAAAAGCCAAAGUUGGACUCGCUGAAAAGGCGGAGGUUGAAGCUGACCGAGCCUUGUCCGCUGCCAGAACGAUGGUACGCGAGGCAAAAGAACACGUUCGCAUUUUGGAACGAGAGGCCGCAGAAGAACACAAGCGAGCCAAAGCCAAGCAGGCAGUCGCUAACGAUGUCAGUCGCACCGCUGCAUCCCUUGGACGACAUGGCAAUUGA
Molecule: messenger RNA, 579 nt
Organism: Mycena indigotica
Lineage: Eukaryota; Fungi; Basidiomycota; Agaricomycetes; Agaricales; Mycenaceae
Exons: 2
Coding region: 37-579 (180 amino acids)
Source: RefSeq, a predicted model, not a curated record